Perognathus longimembris pacificus (Pacific pocket mouse) is the source of this 2604-nucleotide messenger RNA. RefSeq names its product bestrophin 3 (gene Best3). The record is from RefSeq and is a predicted model, not a curated record. The coding region runs from base 14 to 2029 and encodes 671 amino acids. Gene Ontology annotation, molecular function: chloride channel activity. Lineage: Eukaryota; Metazoa; Chordata; Mammalia; Rodentia; Heteromyidae. The transcript is spliced from 9 exons.
AAAACUACCCAAGAUGACUGUUACUUACUCCAGUAAAGUAGCAAAUGCGACCUUUUUUGGAUUUCAUAGGUUACUCCUCAAGUGGAGAGGCAGCAUCUACAAACUACUGUACAGGGAAUUCAUUGUUUUUGCUGUUCUUUACACAGCCAUAAGUUUGGUGUACAGAUUGUUACUUACAGGAGCCCAAAAACGUUACUUUGAAAAAUUAUCAAUUUACUGUGACAGAUAUGCUGAACAAAUUCCAGUAACCUUUGUGCUUGGGUUUUAUGUUACUCUGGUAGUGAACCGAUGGUGGAAUCAGUUUGUGAACCUGCCCUGGCCAGACAGGCUGAUGUUCCUCAUCUCCAGCAGUGUUCAUGGAAGUGACCAGCAUGGGCGCCUGCUCCGAAGGACUCUGAUGCGUUAUGUAAAUCUCACAUCCCUGCUCAUCUUCCGCUCUGUGAGCACAGCCGUGUACAAAAGAUUUCCAACGAUGGACCAUGUGGUUGAAGCAGGUUUUAUGACAACAGAUGAAAGGAAAUUAUUUGACCACCUCAAAUCACCUCAUCUGAAAUACUGGGUUCCAUUCAUCUGGUUUGGAAAUCUUGCAACUAAAGCCCGGGAUGAAGGUAGAAUUAGAGACAGCGUCGACCUACAAUCACUGAUGACUGAAAUGAAUCGCUAUCGCUCCUGGUGCAGUCUCUUAUUUGGCUAUGACUGGGUCGGGAUUCCACUGGUUUACACUCAGGUUGUCACUCUUGCUGUCUACACCUUCUUCUUUGCGUGCCUGAUUGGACGACAGUUUUUGGAUCCGACCAAAGGCUAUGCGGGGCAUGACUUAGAUCUUUACAUUCCAAUCUUUACUCUCCUACAGUUCUUCUUCUAUGCAGGAUGGCUCAAGGUCGCUGAGCAACUUAUCAACCCUUUCGGAGAAGAUGAUGAUGAUUUUGAAACUAACUGGUGCAUUGAUAGAAAUUUGCAGGUGUCUCUUCUAGCUGUGGAUGAGAUGCACAUGAGCUUACCCAAGAUGAAGAAGGACAUUUACUGGGAUGACUCUGCAGCUCGACCACCAUACACACUGGCUGCUGCUGACUACUGCAUUCCCUCGUUCCUAGGGUCAACAAUCCAAAUGGGGCUCUCUGGCCAUGACGACUGGCUGUGGAACUAUGAGAAACACGGCCACCGGCACUCCAUGAUGAGGAAGGUCAAGCGGUUCCUGAGCACCCACGAACACCCGGCCAGCCCCCGCCGGAGAAGCUUCGGAAGGCAGGCCAGCGACAGCUCGGUGUUCUUCCCCCUCAGUCCGGCUCGGGAUCUGCUGGACGUGCCCUCCAGAAUCCCCCAACGAGCCUCCGUGGCCCGCAAGCCAUCCCACUCCCUGCAGGGCAGCCCCAAGCUGCACGCUAGCAUGGGCGAGCUGUCCACCAUCAGGGAGACCAGCAGGACCAGCACGCUCCAGAGCCUGACCCCGCAGUCCAGCAGGAGGGCCUCCCCCACCAAAAUGCCACAGGUGCCCGAGGUCUUGAUCACAGACGCCGAAGCGCCAAGGUCCCCCCCGGAUGACCACGACUCCGAGACCUCCAUGCUAAGUCUCCAGUUUACUGGAGUGCAGCCAAGCAGGACUGGGCAGCAGGAAGACCCCCUGGGGUCACUCCUGUCCCCUUCAGAGAAGAAGGCGCUAUCCAGGGCCCCCAGUCACCAGACCCUGUCAGCCAAUAAUGAGAUAGACAUGUUCAAGUUUGAGGAAGCCCUGGAUGAUGACAGGUUCCCCAAAAGGUGGAGCCUCCCAGAGUUGGGGGAGUCCCGCCACACCUCUCUAGGAAACCUGAGUCCGGAUCCUGUAAUUCCAGGGCCGGGCCCUUUAAUCGACACCGAAACAUCCUCAGAGACCAUCGGAAUCCACCCUGGGGCUGCCCCUGCGGUCUCCCCAGAGGUGCUGUAUUUAAUAGAAAACCUGGAUACCAAGGAAACAGAUAUCCUAGAAUAUAACAAUGAGCAAAUGGAGGAAUCACCCAAAGGAUGGCCACAAAGCUCCAGGACCCAGUUCUAGCCCUGGAUCAUACUUUACCCAAGCUCAGCAUCAGUCCCCUGUUACCAUAUGAGCUGAUGAGUCUGUUUAAAAAGAAAAAAAAAAUCAUCAUGCUAUCUAAGCUCCUUAAAACUCUGAAGGGCAUUAUGAUCCUGCUUUUCUGAACACUGCAAAUAUCAAACACAUUCACAUCAUCCUUCACAAAGUGGCUUUCAUGUAAGUUUUUCAGCCCACAGAGAAUUAUCUAAGCUGAAUAUGGAAUCUUAUGUAGAUCUGUAUGACUUACAAACUCACAGACUUACAAACUCACAGCUUUGGAAAGGGCCCUGUAAGCCAAUCCCAUGGACAUAAAGGCCUAGACUCAAAGGUUCUCUAUUUCUUUCUACAUUUUGAUGUUCCCUUUCUCUUUUUCUUUAGCUAUAGACAGGAGAAGCUCACAUAAUACCUCCAAAGCCCUUUUCUACUCAAAAUUCUUCAAUUGACAAUUUCCUCCUUUUCAAAACUAUUAUUGUUUCCUAAUUCUUAAGCUUCAUUAGUUAUCAGAAAGCUUUGUUUCUCUUCAAUAUCCUUCUCUGUGUUCACUUUAUUAUUUUUUU